This is a messenger RNA of Cucurbitaria berberidis CBS 394.84, 1394 nucleotides long. RefSeq lists its product as uncharacterized. The transcript has a single exon. Bases 370 to 1077 code for a protein of 235 amino acids. The record is from RefSeq and is a predicted model, not a curated record. Lineage: Eukaryota; Fungi; Ascomycota; Dothideomycetes; Pleosporales; Cucurbitariaceae.
GCCGCAAGAGUUGGCUGCUCUUUCCCAAUAUUUUAAGAUUACAGAAUAAGAUGGUCCGCUAUUCGUGACCUUCCUCGUGGUUCCAACCUUGGAUCACCAGCUUGGCUUUCCGCUCCCUAGAGUCCACAACCCUCAAAAUCCGCCAGACUAACGAAUGAAAUGACUAUUUGUCGACGCAUCUCGCUCUUUGAGUCAUUCAAGCCUCUAUUUCCAAACUAAUUCCCCGCGUGCAUGACACAAUCACAAUACACUUUCACUUUCACUUUCACUGCAGCAAACACGUAAAAACAUUUCUGAUUCUUAUAAAGGGUGUCCCAUUAUCCCUACACUCCAUAUCUCUGUCAUCGUCCCUCUUCUCAACCAACAGCCAUGUCCUACCAACAGAAACUUCGCGGUCAACCGCCCCAGCACUGGAACGCCUACCGUCCAACGUAUGGCCCUCCAGCACACACUGCACCGCCGUACCAUGAAGAACCUCUCGAAGAAGGCAUUCCGUAUCCAAACUCAGCCCCCCUCAACCGACGUCGCUCACAGACUGUGAAACGCAACAAGCCCGACCGCGACGAGGAGCAACUCCCCCAACUCUGGGACACGGAGCUAGACGACCUCAUGGGCCGCACGUCACGCGCCUACGACGUAGUAGUCAACUACGAGCGCGACAGCGAAGGCGGCCAGCGCUGGUCCCGCGAAGACAUUGCGCUGAUCCGCGACCUGGGCAAGUACAUAUGGGACGACCUGCGCGCGAUGAAGAAGUGGCAGCGUACCGUUGCAGAACAAGGAGACGUGGACGAGGAUACGAUGCGCCAAAUCUUCGACGACGCAGACAAGAUGCACGCGUACUGCUCGGAAAUCCAAGCCACCAUCAGGGAGAAGGAGUAUGCCGGUGGCUUUGUGGUGGAUACGCAGGGAAACUUGGCUGUAGCGCAUGGCUUCCGUGAUGAGCGCGGUCAGCAGCUUCCUGGUAGGAGCAUCCUUCGUCCUGAGAGCUCGGAUUGGAGUGAGACUGAUCCUUCUAGCGCUCGUCGGCGAUCCCGUCCCCAAGGUCGGCCAGUCCGUAAGCAGAAUGCAGGGCGUUGAGGAGCGAGACUCCUAUCGCCACCCUCGACGGGGUAUUGCAGGCCAUCUAGGGAACCAUACCCUACACUACUAGGCAGUUCGCACGGUAGAAGUGAGCAAACUAUCAGUUGGAGGUCGAAGAAGGAGCUUUUGGGUGGAGAUGUUGGCCGCACUGUGUGUGUCUCUGGAGAAGGCUGACUCUGUGAAUAACGGUGAGAGUGGGAAGUCAUAUACAACUUCGUGCUAGAUCAACGAAUGCAGUGAUACCUAAUUCUGCCUUCAUCAACUCACCAAAUCAUCGUGCACUUCCCCCAGCCCCCCUCUGUAGUCGAGAAGUC